This is a messenger RNA of Clarias gariepinus (North African catfish), 1265 nucleotides long. Its product is annotated as rhodopsin-like. The record is from RefSeq and is a predicted model, not a curated record. Gene Ontology annotation, molecular function: G protein-coupled receptor activity. Lineage: Eukaryota; Metazoa; Chordata; Actinopteri; Siluriformes; Clariidae. Bases 79 to 1143 code for a protein of 354 amino acids. The transcript has 5 exons. Gene Ontology annotation, biological process: phototransduction; G protein-coupled receptor signaling pathway; visual perception. Gene Ontology annotation, cellular component: membrane; photoreceptor outer segment.
AAAAUUCAAGUAUUCUUUUUUCGACUUGUUUUAAAAUUUUUAUUUUUUUGCCUUCACUCUUUGAGUUCUGUGCUCAUCAUGAAUGGGACAGAGGGUCCAAACUUCUACGUGCCAAUGUCCAAUAAGUCGGGCUUGGUGCGCAGCCCGUUCGAGGAGCCGCAGUACUACCUAGCCGAGCCAUGGAAGUAUUCGCUGCUAGCCGCCUACAUGCUCUUCCUCAUGAUCACCGCCUUCCCGAUCAACUUCCUCACUCUGUACAUCACUGUGAAACACAAGAAACUUCGCACUCCCCUCAACUACAUUCUUCUGAACCUAGCUGUUGCCGGUUUGUUCAUGGUUUUCGGGGGCUUCACGGUCACUCUCUAUACCGCCCUGCACGGCUAUUUUAUCCUGGGUGUGACCGGGUGCAAUAUUGAGGGCUUUUUUGCCACCAUGGGAGGUGAGAUUGGCCUGUGGUCGCUGGUAGUUUUGGCUAUAGAGCGGUACAUGGUAGUGUGUAAGCCUGUGUCCUCGUUCCGUUUCGGAGAGAAGCACGCCAUCGCAGGAGUCUGCUUCACUUGGAUCAUGGCCCUCACCUGUGCUGCCCCACCACUGCUUGGGUGGUCCAGGUACAUUCCAGAAGGGAUGCAGUGUUCAUGUGGAAUAGAUUAUUACACCCCAAAGCCUGAAUACAACAACACGUCGUUUGUCAUCUACAUGUUCAUCCUCCAUUUCUGUAUUCCGCUUCUGGUCAUCUUCUUCUGUUACAGCCGUCUUCUGUGCACUGUUCGUGCGGCUGCAGCUCAGCAGCAGGAGUCAGAGACCACUCAGAGGGCAGAGAAAGAGGUCACCCGGAUUGUGGUCGUUAUGGUGAUCGCGUUCCUGGUGUGCUGGUUGCCGUAUGCCAGUGUCGCAUGGUACAUAUUUGCCAACCAGGGUACUGAGUUCGGACCUGUUUUCAUGACCGCGCCAGCGUUCUUUGCCAAGGCGGCGGCCUUUUAUAACCCUGUCAUCUACAUCUUUCUCAACAGACAGUUCAGGAACUACAUGCUGAUCACCCUGUGCUGUGGGAAGAACCCGUUCGGUGAGGAUGAGACCAGCACUACGUCCUCUGCAAAGACCCAGUCAUCUGUGGUCACCACGAGCCAGGUGGCCCCCGCCUGAACCUCUGACCUCUGACCUCCAGCCUAUUCUACCACACCCCAGUAUACCUUGAACACCAUGAGUGAAGUAGCCUUCUGUUGGCCGACCUUUAAGUGGUCAGUUGUCUGUUCUUGACAUUUAUG